Messenger RNA from Urocitellus parryii (Arctic ground squirrel), 8011 nucleotides. RefSeq names its product inositol polyphosphate-4-phosphatase type I A (gene Inpp4a). Gene Ontology annotation, molecular function: phosphatidylinositol-3,4-bisphosphate 4-phosphatase activity. NCBI's taxonomy places the organism in Eukaryota, Metazoa, Chordata, Mammalia, Rodentia, Sciuridae. Gene Ontology annotation, cellular component: cytoplasm. The record is from RefSeq and is a predicted model, not a curated record.
GCGGGCUCGGGCUGCGCGCGGGCAGCAGGUUCGCGGCCGGGGCGGGCGCCGCGGACCGGGGCCGGGGGAUACGCACCUGAGGUGGGGCACGAAACCUGUCACUUCAGUCAGGCCGUGCCGCUACUGUUGCAGCGGGGCCCGGGCGCGCGCCCGGCUGACGGAGAACCGGGCAGAGCUGGGCGGCGGGCGCCGCGGGCCGGGGCACGCCAGGUGAUGGAUUUGGACGAUCUUCUAUGAAGAAAUGCCACGUGAUCCAAAAGCAAACAUGUCCAGUAAGUCACUUGAAUUGAGUCAAGAGAAGAAGCCCAGGUCCUUCAGAGCUCCUGCCACCUUAGGAGACUAGGACUUGGUGACAUUGCUUCCUGGGGAAUCAGGUGUGGUCUGACCCAGGAACAAGAAGCAUAUCCUCACAAAUGACAUCAUGACAGCAAGAGAGCACAGCCCUCGCCAUGGCGCAAGGGCCCGUGCAAUGCAACGGGCUUCCACCAUCGAUGUGGCAGCCGAUAUGCUGGGCCUGUCUCUGGCAGGAAACAUACAAGAUCCAGAUGAACCCAUUUUAGAAUUCAGCCUAGCUUGCAGUGAGUUGCAUACGCCAUCGCUAGAUCGAAAACCAAAUAGUUUUGUAGCAGUGAGCGUCACCACCCCUCCUCAGGCGUUCUGGACGAAGCACGCACAGACAGAGAUCAUUGAGGGAACCAAUAAUCCUAUAUUUCUGAGCAGCAUUGCCUUCUUUCAAGACUCUCUUAUCAAUCAGAUGACACAAAUCAAAUUAUCUGUAUAUGAUGUCAAAGAUAGAUCUCAGGGAACAAUGUAUUUACUGGGCUCUGGAACAUUCGUUGUCAAAGAUCUGCUCCAGGACAGGCAUCACAGGUUACACUUAACACUAAGGUCUGCAGAGAGUGAUCGUGUGGGCAACAUCACCGUGAUCGGCUGGCAGAUGGAGGAGAAGUCAGAUCAGCAGCCCCCUGUGACCCGGUCUGUAGACACUGUCAAUGGCAGGAUGGUUCUGCCUGUUGAUGAGAGCUUGACUGAGGCCCUGGGAAUCCGAUCCAAAUAUGCCUCACUGCGGAAAGACACUUUACUGAAGUCAGUGUUCGGGGGCGCCAUCUGCCGCAUGUAUCGGUUCCCUACCACCGAUGGCAACCAUCUUCGGAUCCUGGAGCAGAUGGCGGAGAGUGUGCUUUCCCUACACGUGCCCCGGCAGUUUGUGAAGCUCCUGCUGGAAGAAGACGCGGCCAGAGUCUGUGAGCUGGAGGAGUUGGGGGAGCUCUCCCCUUGCUGGGAGAGCCUCAGGCGCCAGAUCGUCACCCAGUACCAGACAGUGAUCCUCACGUACCAGGAGAACCUGAGCGACCUCCAUCAGUACAAAGGUCCCUCAUUUAAAGCAAGCAGUUUGAAAGCAGAUAAAAAGUUAGAAUUUGUUCCCACAAACCUGCAUAUACAAAGGAUGAGAGUUCAAGACGAUGGCGGAUCAGAUCAGAACUACGACAUUGUCACCAUUGGAGCACCAGCAGCACACUGCCAAGGUUUUAAAUCAGGAGGUCUCCGCAAAAAGCUGCACAAAUUUGAAGAGACCAAGAAACACAGUUUUGAGGAGUGUUGUACAUCAUCUAGCUGCCAGUCCAUAAUCUACAUACCACAGGAUGUCGUCAGAGCCAAGGAGAUCAUUGCCCAGAUCAACACCCUGAAAACCCAAGUUAGUUACUAUGCAGAGCGGCUCUCAAGGGCGGCCAAGGACAGGUCUGCCACUGGCCUUGAGAGGACACUUGCCAUCUUGGCAGACAAGACCCGGCAGCUGGUCACAGUCUGUGACUGCAAGCUGCUGGCCAAUGCGAUCCAUGGCCUGAACGCUGCACGGCCUGACUAUAUCGCCUCCAAGGCUUCCCCCACCUCGACAGAGGAGGAGCAGGUGAUGCUUCGGAAUGACCAGGACACUCUCAUGGCCAGGUGGACAGGGAGGAACAGCAGAUCUUCCCUGCAGGUGGACUGGCACGAGGAGGAAUGGGAGAAAGUGUGGCUGAACGUGGACAAGAGCCUGGAGUGCAUCAUCCAGCGGGUGGACAAGCUGCUGCAGAAGGAGCGUCUGCAUGGCACAGGCUGUGAGGACGCCCUCCCCUGCGCAGGCAGCUGCACCAGCAAGAAAGGUAACAGGGACAGCCAUGCCUACUGGAUCAGACCGGAGGACCCCCACUGUGACGCCCCCUGCUCGCCAUGCCCCUGCUCCAUGCCCACUGCUGCAUGCCAUCCUCACCCGAGCACACAUUGCAGCCCCCCUCCUGAAGAGUCCAGCCCAGGUGAAUGGAGCGAGGCUCUUUACCCACUGCUGACCACCCUCACAGACUGCGUGGCCAUGAUGAGCGACAAGGCUAAGAAGGCCAUGGUCUUCCUGCUCAUGCAGGACAGCGCCCCCACCAUCGCCUCCUACCUGAGCCUGCAGUACCGCCGCGACGUGGUCUUCUGCCAAACCCUCACCGCACUCAUCUGCGGCUUCAUCAUCAAGCUGAGGAACUGCCUGCACGACGACGGCUUCCUACGGCAGCUCUACACCAUCGGGCUGCUGGCGCAGUUCGAGAGCCUGCUGAGCACCUACGGUGAGGAGCUGGCAAUGCUGGAGGACAUGAGCCUUGGGAUCAUGGACUUAAGGAAUGUGACCUUUAAAGUCACACAGGCCACUUCUAAUGCAUCAACUGACAUGCUGCCCGUCAUCACAGGAAAUCGUGAUGGGUUUAAUGUGCGGAUCCCUCUGCCAGGUCCGCUGUUUGACGCCCUGCCUCGGGAGAUCCAGAGUGGCAUGCUGUUGCGGGUGCAGCCUGUCCUCUUCAAUGUGGGCAUCAACGAGCAGCAGACACUGGCUGAGAGGUUUGGUGAUACCUCUUUACAAGAAGUUAUUAAUGUGGAGAGUUUGGUGCGGUUAAAUUCCUACUUUGAACAGUUCAAGGAAGUUUUGCCUGAGGAUUGUCUACCUCGAUCCCGAAGUCAGACCUGUCUGCCAGAACUGCUGCGGUUUCUGGGUCAGAACGUCCAUGCCCGGAAGAAUAAGAACGUGGACAUCCUCUGGCAAGCUGCCGAGAUCUGCCGCCGCCUUAACGGGGUCCGGUUCACCAGCUGCAAGAGUGCCAAGGACCGCACAGCCAUGUCAGUGACGCUGGAGCAGUGCCUGAUCCUGCAGCACGAGCACGGCAUGGCCCCGCAGGUCUUCACUCAGGCCCUGGAGUGCAUGCGCAGCAUUGGAACACGGGAGGUAGUCACCCAGAAGAACUUGAGCGGCCUGGUGCCCAUCCGAGACUUAAGGCUAGACCCCAGCCUCCUCUGUUCCAUUCCUUUAUUAGCUCUGAGCCCCAAUUUACUGAUUGUGUGGCUCUUUCUGAGCAUAGCAUACCUGGUGACCAAAUUGCGUUGCAAAUGAAUAUCAUUAUGAAAAAUUAAUAAGUCACAAGAAAAACAAAAGUGCCCGAAUAUGUCCAGCCACCGAGUACCUAAAUGGACAGAAGGAAGGUGUCAGAGCGUGGUCUGCCAAGAAAUAUCUCAUGCCUUACAGUUUGACGUUUUGUCUUCUCAACUGUAAAUACCUGCCAAAUUAUUUCAUCAAGAGGACUUGUUCAUUUAAUCACAUAGCGUCUUCAGUGCUUGUAACAUGUUCUCAAUGGUACCCUAACGUUCCUGCGUUAAUCUAGCUGGCUUGCAAUUACUUGUACCAGAUCUCUUACCCUCUGAUGUAAAACUAUUUAUUACCUGUACAUCUCAAUGUGCCCUAUUUCCAAGAGAAAGGAGUUCUGUCUGGAAAUAUUUGUAUAUUUGAUACUAUUCUUUAAGUGUACUGCGAAACUUUCCUUUCCUUUUGAAGAAAAAUGAAAAGACAUAUAUAGAUGCUUUAUAACUGGCUCAUCUAGUUAACCUAUUUAAUAGGACAUGUACUUUCUGCUUUCAUUUCAAAGCGUAGUCCCUGGAUUAUAGUAGCAAACAGUUUGCAGAAUCCUAACAUCUCCUUGCGUGUGUUUAUUAUUUUUGAUUGGGGUAACAGGCUGUGACCACAGAACACUUUGUACCAAGUCAGGCACAUGAAGAUUACGUACUGCACGAGACUCAGGUUCAUCUUGACUCUUUAAAUUCAUUAAAACUGGCUUCAAGAAUUCAUGCACAGAAUAACAAAAGGCCAUUAAAGUCAUAUACAUUUAUUUUUCUUGAGAUACCAUUUUUCAUUUGAAAAAUGAUAUCUUUAAUUCCAAAUUGAAAUUCAGAAAGCUUUUCUCUCUUACUAAUCAAAUAUGGUUAAUAAUGAACAAAAACUAAUCAAAGGAAAAUUACCAAAAAAUGAAGGUCUAACUUUUGGUCAGUUGUGGCAGAUGGAGCUGAGAAGAGAGGUCACUGUGGUUUCUGGUUGAUUUUAACAUGCAGUAUCCCUAAAACAGUAUGUUCAACGUGUGGCAGGAGAUUGACAUCACAUUUGUAAAGGUGACCACAUGAAUCUGGGGAAAUUCCACACGCCCUGUGUAAGAAACAGUGGCUUCUCUCUUAUCCAGUUCAUAUCAUAUUGUGCUUCUGGUUUUGCUCCUCCAGCAUUGGAACACGGGAAGUAGUCACUUCCCCAUAUGCUGUGUUUUAUGAGUGGAUUUCUUUUUACCACUCUGGAAAAACUGGGUUGAAUUAGAGAAUCUGGCUUUCCCAGAACCUUAAUGCCUUGGUGCACACAAAUCCAGUUCACCACAGAAGCUGGCCUCUCUCUCCUCUCUCCAAGACUUCCAGCCCUUACUCUGGGGCUUCUCUGAAUUGGCAUCAGCCUGGAGUUGCACACUAGGAAACACAGAAGUAGUACAAAGGCCAGAAUCCAACUGAUACAAUGUAAGACCAUCUUUAUCACAGCCCAAGGAUGCCCUUCUUUCUAGACCCCCCAGCACUGGCAGGAUUCCAAGGACAUGUGUCACCUCUGUCACACCAUGGGAGAGUUCAUUUGUCUCCUGGAAUAAGUAUGGUUCCUUGCAUCCUCCAGUGGAGGUUCACUGCCUGCCAGCUGAGGGGUGGUGUUGUGCUGUAGCACACUGACACUAUUCACUAGGCAGUGUCCUGCCGGUCUGUGCUUCUCUGGAAGGUGUUUGAUGCUUGCCCUCUUUUGCCUCAAGGUAUGUACUUCAGCUCUCUAAGUCCAUUUUAUUUGCUUCAUUUGAAAGUGGGAAAAUGGACCCCACAGCCUCCUGUUCCCAUCUGGGCGAUGCACCCUGAUGCCCGUGGUGGCAGCCCAUGCACACGCCUACCUCCAGGGUGGAGCUAGUGGCUGGGCGGAGAGGAGGGAGGCCCUCUUGACUACACACAGCGCCCUCCCUCUCGAAGAGCCCAAGUGCUCUAUGGCACCUUGCAGGGGCUCCUCUUGGAAUCCCACUUCACAGCAAAGGGGAGCUGUGGUGGCCAGAGGACCCCUCCGAGGGGGCUUCCAGGACAGCAAGGCCUGAUCCUCGCCAGCCAUGGUGCCAGCAACACCUUCCUGUCCAGCACAGGCGUGGCUGUUGGGUUAAGAGAGAGAGAGAAUGGAAGGAGGUGAGGAUGGGGUGUUCCAUCUCCUCCAGUCGCUUCCAGGAGCCUCCAGUCAUGGAAGACUGGUCCUAGGAAGCACCAUGACACCAGCCUAGGCAGGAGGGGAAGCUAGCUUGUUUUCUUUCCGGAUGCUCUCCUUUUAGGUGGAGCAGGGAUGGGGUUUGGUUCAGGACAGAGGAGGCACUGCCAUGGGUGAUGCUUCAGAAGCAAACCAGUGCCGAGGCAUUGAAGCAUCGUAGGCGCCAGCCACCCAGACCUCGGCAUUAAGUCAUCCCUCUGGAAUCAGAGAACCACACUCAGAAGCAGUUCCCACUGGGUGGUGCCAGUUCUUUCAACUAGUGUGACUGACACUGUUUAUUCUGGGGGCUCGUUCAAGCCAAGAUCUUAAAAGAUGGGCAUACUGUCCUCCCACAAGGCAACUCCCCAUGUCUGAUGUGGAAUCACUGAGGCUCUGAGGUCUCCAGAUGAGUUCUGAGGUACUGAUCCCUACUGGAAAGGGAGACCAGCGGUUCCCUUAAAAUUAAUUGUCAUGUAGGGUUUCCAUCCAAAUCCUUGAAAAUUAAUAACUUGCUGGUAGGAUUUUAAAAAUCAUGUAGCUUCAGAAUAAUUAAUACCUCUUGUUAAAAUCCAUCCCAGAUCAUUUCAGCAUAUGCAGCCCUGGUCCCCAGCUUUAGUGCCAGCUUAUGGAACUAGCAGAUCACAUGGUGACCAUUGACAGUAUGUUACUGUCAACCAGAUCAGCCACAGCAGCCAGAUUUUAUAAAUGCAAAUACUUGGGAGGAAAAUAAUUUGAUUUAUAACUAAAUUGAAAUGACAGUAUAAUCUUGAUUAUAAUUUCAUGUAUAAUCUGUUCAGCCAGCUAAACCAGGGGUUAGCUUCUUUCACAUGUAAAUACAGGAGAACAUAAAAGUUCCCAAAUUAUUCUUCCUGCUCCUCAAGGGAGUUUGGCAUUUACUAGUGACAGGCAGUUUUUGAGAUGUUUGUAUGUUUCUAUGUAAAUGGAGAAGCCAUAUCUGAAAUAGUCCAUUAACGUAAGAGCUUCCAAAGGUUAACGGAUAUUAACUGUGUAGGAGCCUACAGCUUCUGCUUUAAAUAGAAUUAUAUUUUUCUGUGAUUUCUGAAUAUUAUACAAACAUGAUCAUUAUUUACUCUGGGGACCCUGCUCAUGUGGCCCAAGUGUUCAGCUUAGAUCACACACGUCCAGCUGAGGGCUUGAGGCUUUGGGACAAGGAAGCACACCUGAGUCACUAUGUUAGUUAAAAGAAUCAAGUGGAUACUUUUUAAAAAAAAUACUCAAGUUUAUCUUUUGAAUAAAAAUUACUAUCUUACCAAAAACUCUUUUACAUGUUCUUGAUAAUGAGACUGUCCUUUUCACUUACAAGGCUUGAGCAAUUGCCACUGAUAUUUUUUUAAAUGCAUGACAUAAUGGUCUUCAUACAAUUUGAAGUAUUUUUUUUAAAUCACUGUUUCUUUGUAACUGCAAAUUUUACAUCUCAUAAGGGGAAUUUUAUACUAAACUUGAUAACUAGUUGAUUUCAUUGCCAAUGCUAGAACAAGGUAACAGUACCAAGUCACACUGUGCUGUGGGAAGCCGUUUCAUUCAGAAUUGCUUCUGCCUAUUAAUUUUAUGUCUGUACCAGGACCUUUCCCAGAGAAUUCCCCUGAGUUCUUCCACCGAGAAUGUGAGCCUGCCUUGCCCAUGCAUCCUCCCGGCACCAUCUGUUUUGUUAGCGGGUUGCCAUGACAACCUGCCAUCGAGAGCAGCCCGAAGAUGAUGCUGGUACUGAGUUCUCUAGGGAAGGGCACUGUGGCUCCCCCUGGCACCUGAAGUGCCCACAGUGAGGGCAGUCUACCCAGAGAAGGCGGCUGGUAUCACCAGGUGACCUCAGUGGGGUCACUCCGCCCCAGCCCCAGCCCCAAUAGCUGUGCAGUGCAUGGCCCUUGUGGUCCCUUUACCCUAGAACAGCUGGCCCCUAGGUGGAGGUGGGUGUCAGGACAGCCUUCUUAGCUAGAUGGCUUUGCUACAUACUGGAUUGAUUCUGCAGGGAAAAUCAGCACAUUGCAUUUGAUAUGAUUACGACUGUUGUUAACAUGCAGAAAUGCAGCUCAUUAAAGACUUUGGUAAGAGGAGGAGGAGUUCUUGUCCCAUUUAAUUUGCUAUGUGACACAGCCUUUGAACCAUGAAUUAUGAUAGAACCCAGAUAACUAGGCCUGAGAUACAGGAUGAGAUAUUAACUUAAAAAUAAUUGCUUCCAUUUGGGUACAGCACUGCAUUAGAAAUGCAAAACUCCCAGCCCCUUUUAGCAUGUAUCCAUCUCUGUGCUUCUCAGUUGCCUCGUUCAGAAACCUGCCAUCUUCUGUGUGUAUUUGUCGUAGACGAGUCCAGCACCCAUUUAAAUUAACUUUUUUUUAAUGCUAUGAAAAUGAUUCAUUUCAUCUUAGUUUAAGUCUUUUCUUUUUUCCUUUUUUACUGCUGUCAUUUCUU